AUGUUUUCUGGGAGGUGGGAGGAAACAGAAGAACUCAGAGAAAGCCCACAGGCUCGAGACUGGCACCAAGAGUUUAACUCUUUAGUAGCUGGUAAUGCCGUCUUCUUCCUACUAAAUAACCUUUCCUUAUGUUACACAGAGUCUAAUCAACAUUUAUCCAUUAAAAUGAAGUUGCUUCUUGUCUUCUACUUCUCUUCCUCGCUCUUCUGCUCAGUAACCAUGCUGGAUUGUUUAAGAUACAACAGUAAUUCAGGAGUGUGGAGUGCCACAUUUUCACAACACUGUCCACCAGGCAACUUAUGUGCUGCUUUGAUAUACAAUUAUUCUGUGCCAGGGCUGAAAGUGAAAAUGAUUGGAGAGAUUCAUGACUGCCUUCCACAGGCUGUCUGUAAGCAUGCAAAUAAAAGUGGAUUGGAAACCACUUACACAGCUAAUGUUGGAGUAGCAAUGGGUUUUCUCUCCCUCUCUUGCUGUAAGUCUGAUAACUGCAACCGCUUCAUUAUUCCUGAUUUAGCCAACAAGCCAAAUGGACUUCAUUGUUUAAUCUGCAAUGGAUUAAGAAACACGACAUGCAGCUCUUCCAUUUCUUGUGUAGGAAAUCAAGAUCAUUGUAUGACUGGAACAGUUUUGACCUUGGCAAACUUAACAAUCAAGGGAUGUGCCUCUAAAAGUUUCUGUGAUGCAAAUUUUCAAAAUUCCACGUUGGCAGAUGUCCGCUGUUGCUCAGGAAACUUCUGUAACGGUGUAGCCUUGAAUGAAGCCUCGAAUAGGCAGGACGUCGGCCUGUUACUGAUGAUCCUAAUUGCUACUGAACUCCUCCUAUAAUGAUUUCAUUCUAUAGCUCUUUGUUUUAAAUUGCACAAUUUUGUUUCUCACAUAAGCUGUUUAAUAAAUAUAUGAAUAUAUUGUAAUAUGCUACCACAGACUCGUAGAACAUCUUCAGCAUUGUCCUGCAGAUGUUAAAGGACUUCAGACUCCACAGAAAGUAGAGGCGGCUCUGGCUCUUGUUGUAGACAGAUUCAGAGUUUUUAUUCCAGUCCAGGUUGUUAUUAAUGUGAAGUCCCAGGUAUUUAUAAUCCACCACCUCUACCAUUGCGGGUAGGGACGAAAUUUAACCCCACCUAAACUAAUACGAGAGCAGUGAAAUCCACAGCAGUGAAAGUGUUUAGUGUCAGACUUCUGUUUGACCUCUUUUCAUACACUCUAACUCUAAUUCCAUUCAUCUCUAAAAAUGUAUGACCACUGGAUGUUGGAUAAGAGCUACAGAAAAUAGAUGGAUGAAUACAGAAGUAAACCAGACAAUCUAUCUGGUUUUAAAUUCACAGCUAAAAAUGAAAUACAGUACAUUUGGAUUGCAAACUUGCUUGGAUAUGAAAUAAAAAUAAUACUAUUAAUUAACUAUAACAAUAUUUAUACAAGACAGGAUGUCACAAUGACUUUCACCAUUUUAAAACAAUUGAUUGAAGGUAUUUUUUGACUGCACAGAUAAAAGACACCUUGAAAAGAAAGCCUUGAAAUCCUGGAUAUGUGCAUUGUAGAUGUCCACGACUUUUGUUGAAUUCUUUAUUUCUUCACACACCCUUAACCUUGGCCCCAUUCUCUUGCUCUCUUUGUUAGUCUUUCUGCAUAUAUAUUUUAUGCCAUACUCUGGAGGCUUUUACCAUAAAUUAUACAGACUCACUAAGCUUUCCAUUUGCUAGACAGAUGUUAUUUUUCUCGGAGGAAGAGAAAGAGGACUGCUUCAUAAUUUAGAGGUAAUGCUGUCCAGUCCUGAGAAUAAAUAACACAAACAAACAAACAAACAAACAAACAAACAAACAAACAAACAAGCAGUUACGAUACUACAGACUACAACAUUUCCCUGCACACUGUUAAAUACUGCUGAAUAGUGUGAAUAAACCAUUAAUAAAGCUAAUUAAGAAGCUUUAAUAAGCUUGAGGUGCUUGAAGUUCCUGCUCAGCAGUUUGAUAUCACAGGAUUUGCUCCACUCUGAAUCAGAAGAGAGGACAGAUUGCCAUAAUACGAUGGAUCCCAGAGAUUUAACAGAUGAUUAAUAUAUAGAUGAAUACAUCUGUCUCAAUUCUUCUCUCAUGAUAAGUAGUGGGAAUAUAGCUAGGAAGUGUGUAUAUAUAUUUAUAUGUGCUUCUUUAUUUGACGAGUUAUGGGUGCUAUAUCAGACAAUUUUUCAGGAUAUCUGCUGAGUGGUUCUGUUAUUAUUUUGGAUCAAAUUUAAUCCAACAAUAGAGUUGAAAGGCUGAAACACUUUGCUAAGGAGCCCACAAAGCCUGGAUUUCGACUCUGCAGCAUCCUAGUCACAGAGCUUAUUUGACAUUAAUAUACACUGCUCUUUUUGUUUGUUUGUUAUUUUUGUCUAUUUUUGUAUUUUUAUACUGAUAUUUUUCU
Messenger RNA from Tachysurus fulvidraco (yellow catfish), 2403 nucleotides. RefSeq lists its product as uncharacterized. The transcript is spliced from 6 exons. Lineage: Eukaryota; Metazoa; Chordata; Actinopteri; Siluriformes; Bagridae. Bases 1 to 825 code for a protein of 274 amino acids. The record is from RefSeq and is a predicted model, not a curated record.